AUGAGCCAUAAUCAUGGAGGCGGAAGUAUGGGAGGGGAUAUGGGAGGGGGCAUGACGAUGGGAACGGCACUAUUCCAAGAUACAAACGUUCAGCUCGCCCAGUCGUUCUGGUACAUUAUCGCAGGCGUCGUCGGGUUCCUGGGCAUCAUUCGCGGUAUCAACUACCUCGAGGGCCUCAGAAGACUAAAACGAUGCCGUUCCGAAUCCGUUCGAUUCCCAACAAAACCCUCCAAUUUCAUAACGCAAGUGUGGGCGACGUCAACGGCGCUUGUCCGCGAAGUAGGCCACCCUCAACUCUAUAUUCCCCUCAAGGGUCUGCGCUGGGCGACCCCGCCGUCCCUUGGUCGCGUGCUCGUCCUCCUGGCCUAUUGGGCCGUCAUUAUUUACAUGAUGGUCAACGACGCCGUCAUCAAGGACGCCUACUUUUGGGAGCGCAUCGGUUUCCGAAACGCCUGGGUGACCGUCAUGCAGAUGCCCCUCCUGUAUCUCCUUGCGAUGAAGGUCAACGUGGUGGGAUUCAUCAUCGGCGCUUCGCACGAGCGGCUGAGUUGGCUUCAUCGAUGGGUCGCCAGGACCAUGUUCGUGACGGCGACCGUUCACGGCUUCCAUUUCUGGUCGGAGUGGGUGCGGGCGGACUUUGUCGAAACGCAGCUGAGGAUCCUGCCAGUCAUCAAGUACGGCCUCGGUGCCUGGGGUAUUCUCAUAUGGACUUUCCUCACGGGUAUGAGGCCCUUCCGCAGCAUGGCGUACGAGUUGUUCCUCUUGCAGCAUAUUCUCUCGGCGGUCCUCUUCAUCUGGCUGGUCUACGUCCACAUCCCGGCCUAUGCAAAGCAGUAUCUCUGGUUUUCCGUCGCCAUCAUCUGCUUCGACCGCCUCGCGCGCUGGGCCUUCCUGGCGUGGCAGAAUACGAGGCUUCGACCCAACAGGUCGACGUGUAAGGGGAUGAAGCGUGUGGGACACGAGGUGCAGGUCCGGGCGACGGGCUCGUCGACGACGGUGUUGACGAUCAAGGACGUCCAUUUCUCGUGGAAGGCAGGGCAGCACUUGUAUCUCUGGCUUCCCCGUAUCGGGCCCCUCGAGGUACAUCCGUACACUAUUGCGUGCGCGCACCAGAUGCCGGACACAUGUACUUGCAACAGCAUCCAGCUCGUCGUCCGGAAGCACGGCGGGUUCUCAAAGAGACUGCACAGCUAUGCACAGAAGAUUCAGGCGUCUGGGAAAAAGGAGGCGCUGACGGGCUUCGUGCUGGGGCCGUUUGGGGCGCCGCCGAGAUGGGAUAUUUACGAUACCAUGGUCCUCAUCUCUGCGUCUACGGGGGCGUCUUUCACGCUGCCCAUAUUGGAGAGCAUCGUCCAGAGCCGCAGGAAGACGUGCAUUACUAGGGUCGAGUUUGUCCUCCUGGCAUGCCAGGGUGAGGAGAUUGAGUUUUACACACAGCGGCUCCGGGACUUGAUAGAGCGGGCGCACCAGAACGGCAUCGAGCUGCAGGUGCACAUCGCCAUUACGCGGUCCGGCAAAGCCAAGGAAGCCGGGGCAACGACGGUGCAGUAUGCGGACCGCGAAGAGAACUCCAGCUCAAGCUCGAGCUCGAGUUCGUCAGCGAUACACAGGAGGAUCGUCUCUGACGACUCCAUGUAUGGGGGUGGGGGGUGUUGUCAGGAGAAGGGAGUGGACUUGGAAAAGGGAGACGAGGUGCGGCUUACACCCAAGAUCCGAAGCGGUUCAGUAACGAGCAUGAUGAGAGAGUACUAUUCUCGUCCUGAUCUGGAGUCCCUGAUUCGGGAACCUGUCGAGGCCGCGGGCGGGGAGACGUCGAUCGUUGUCUGCGGCGGGCCGUCGUUGACGACUUCGGUCAGGAAUUGCGUGGCCUCACUGUCGGACGAGAGGGCGGUCCACAAGGGGACGGGGGCACAGGGGAUUCACCUUUUUGUUGAAGAGUACUCGUUUUAG
This is a messenger RNA of Colletotrichum orchidophilum, 1950 nucleotides long. Its product is annotated as ferric reductase like transmembrane component. Lineage: Eukaryota; Fungi; Ascomycota; Sordariomycetes; Glomerellales; Glomerellaceae. The record is from RefSeq and is a predicted model, not a curated record. Gene Ontology annotation, molecular function: ferric-chelate reductase activity. The coding region runs from base 1 to 1950 and encodes 649 amino acids. Gene Ontology annotation, cellular component: plasma membrane. Gene Ontology annotation, biological process: iron ion transport; intracellular iron ion homeostasis; copper ion import. The transcript has 2 exons.